Messenger RNA from Gongylonema pulchrum, 208 nucleotides. The record is from the annotation of a GenBank genome assembly. NCBI's taxonomy places the organism in Eukaryota, Metazoa, Nematoda, Chromadorea, Rhabditida, Gongylonematidae.
GGGCUAUAAGACUCGCAUCGGUGAGGGUGGCGUACAGCUUUCCGGUGGUCAAAAACAGCGCAUUGCAAUAGCUCGAGCUCUUGCACGGGAUCCGAAGAUUUUGCUGCUGGAUGAAGCUACUAGUGCACUGGACACUGAAAGCGAAAAGAUCGUGCAACAUGCUCUGGAUAAGGUAGGUGCUGUACCCUCUGGACUGGGGCAAUUAUGA